This is a messenger RNA of Botrytis fragariae, 303 nucleotides long. RefSeq names its product putative mynd domain protein. The record is from RefSeq and is a predicted model, not a curated record. Bases 1 to 303 code for a protein of 100 amino acids. Lineage: Eukaryota; Fungi; Ascomycota; Leotiomycetes; Helotiales; Sclerotiniaceae. The transcript has 3 exons.
AUGAUUCGUGGGUAUUGGAAACUCUGUGACAAACAUUCAGAGUCAUCUCGGCUGGAGAGUAUAAUGCAGAAGACGAGUACCUAUGCUAGUUGCGAAGAUCCGCGAAUGCUGGGUACACACAUCCAGGACUUUGAUCGGGAGGGCUCGAAGUUUCAAUACUGCGCCGAGAGGGAAGUUAAGAAGGGGGAAGAGGUUUGUCUCAGUUACAUUGAAGUACCAUCGCGAUCAAAGAUGAAAAGACGACACGCCCUUGCGAGAUGGCUCUCCGGUGAUUGUAGGUGCAAGAGAUGUUUGGCUGAAUAG